CGUGAGUAUCGUAUAUCUCUGUUCUGGUAUAAUCUUGGUGAACAAGAAAAAUAAAAUUUCAAAAUUUGUAUCAGCAGCAUAACAUGUCAUGGGUUUUUCUCACCAAAAACCCUUUCCACCGUUUUAUUCUCAAAACUUAAAAUCUAGAAUAUUAAUUAAUUACCAAUAGCCAUGACUGUUUCAAGAUUUUUACACUUUUCUUCCAAACACCGUUCCACCCGUGAAGCUCUCGCUCUUCUUCUUCCCAGGCGUGUUCCCUCCAACAAAACUCAAUCUGUUAGAUAUUCAAAUUCUACAAAACGUGAUAAACCAAGACAUGAUCUUCAUCCUGUAUUUCCUUCACAAUCUGAGGGUUCUCGCUCCUCCUCCUCCUGGGGAGCUAAAACUGUUGCAGCUGUUGCUCUAGGGUUUGCCGGGAUUGCGGCUUUUUUUCAUUAUAAUGAUGAGAGGAGAGUUGUUCCAAAAGGCGAUCAGCGGGAUAGCUGCAGUAGAAAUAUAGUCAGUGGACCUAUAAUUGGUGGUCCUUUUACUCUGGUUAAUAAAGAAAAACAGACGGUUACAGAACGCAAUUUUCUUGGUAAUUGGAUCCUCCUGUACUUUGGCUAUACCUCAUCUCCUGAUAUUGGGCCAGAACAAGUUCACCUUAUGGCAAAGGCAAUUGAUACCUUAGAAUCAAAACAGAAUCUUAAAAUUCUGCCAGUAUUUGUUACCAUUGAUCCUCAACGUGAUACUCCCUCACAACUCCGUGCAUACCUUGAAGAGUUUAGCUCAAGAAUCGUAGGAUUAACUGGAACAGUUGCAGCUAUUAGGAAGAUGGCACAAGAGUAUCGUGUGUAUUUUAAAAAGGUAGAAGAGGAUGGAACUGAUUAUCUUGUUGACAGUUCCCAUAACAUGUAUUUGUUGAACCCUGACAUGGAAGUUGUGAGAUGCUUCGGAGUCGAGUAUAACGCUGAGCAGUUGUCAGAAGCUAUAUGGAAAGAGCUGAACAAAACACCCUUGUGAUACUUUAGAGUAGGAAUUUUGUGCUUUAAUUCACUACUGUUUCUAAGAGCCAACAUUUUUCUGUUGUUGCAUAAAAAGAAUCUUAUUUUUCAUUUCUAAAGGCUGGGAUGUUUAUA
Vicia villosa (hairy vetch) is the source of this 1118-nucleotide messenger RNA. Its product is annotated as protein SCO1 homolog 2, mitochondrial-like. Gene Ontology annotation, biological process: mitochondrial respiratory chain complex IV assembly. The record is from RefSeq and is a predicted model, not a curated record. Lineage: Eukaryota; Viridiplantae; Streptophyta; Magnoliopsida; Fabales; Fabaceae. Bases 172 to 1002 code for a protein of 276 amino acids. The transcript has 7 exons.